AAUCAAAAAGUCUAGGACACGUGAAGUUAGUUAUAUACAUAACCUCAAUUUCUUUACAUAUUUUUUUUAGGUUAUGAUUACUAAUUCUGUUAAAUCUUGAUUAAAAUGGAAAUAUCCGGAAAAUACGACGUUUAUUUUGGUACGGAAAGAGGUGUUAUAGGAAAUACUCAAUGUAAACCUGGAGAAUGUGCAAAAUAUCAAUUAGAACAUGCUAGUAAAGAUGCUGAAAUAACAUCAAUGGAAUGGGGUAGAACUAGUCGCGAAAUAAUAAUUGGUCAUAAAAAUGGAAUUGUUAGAUUAUAUGAUACAAAAGAAUCAAAAUUUUUUAAAAUUCCUGAAGAUGAUUUAAUCGGAACUGGAUCUAUAGUUGGGGCUGAAGCUGUUAUUGAUAAAAUAGUUAUUGCUAAAAAUAGUGGACAUAUAAAUAUUUGGACAGAUAAAUUUCAUGAUAGUUUUAAAAUAGACUCUGAUGGUAGUUUAGAUUGUAUGAAACAUAAUGUUAAUAGAAAAAACAUUAUUGGAAUAGGCGGCGAAAGGAAUGAUUUUAAAGUAUAUGAUAUUGAAGCUAAAAAAUGUAUUUUUAAAGCGAAAUCGUUAGGCCAUGAUAAUUUAAAUUUACCAAUUCCUACAACAAUUCGAGGAAUAACAUUUUUUGAAUGUGAUGACAAAUUAAGCGCUUGCUGUACACGAGAGGGACAUUUAUUACUUUAUGAUGAAAGAGCACAAAGAAAACCAGUCUCAAAAAUUUUAAAACCUGAUAAUAAUUUUACAGCAAUCGCAAGUAUUCAUAAAGAAAAACAAUUUGUUUUUGGUACUUCCCGUGGUUAUUUGCAAAUAUUCGAUUUUGCAAAACCAAACUUACCAAUAAGAACAUUUCCUAACAUAUCCGGUGGUAUUUCUUGUAUAGUUCCACAACCAUACAGUCCAUAUAUGUUUAGUGUGAGUUUUGAUCGAUUUUUACGGAUACAUAACCUAGAAACUGGAAAAUCAAUUCAUUCGGAAUAUUUAAAACAAGCCCUUACAAAGGUUUUAAUAAAACCAGCUGUCAAGGGUAAUGAAGAUAUCAACAGCGAAGAUGAUGAUAAAGAUAAAAUACUGAUUGAUGAAGAAUAUGAUGAUAUGUUUGAUAAAAUGGAGGUUAUUUUGGAGUCUGGAAAUGUUAAAAAGAGGAAAAAGAAAAUGAAGAAAGUGAAUGAGAAGAAAGAAGGUAAAAAGAAAAAAGUUGAUGUAAUAAUUGAUUAAAUAAAUUUUUUUAUUCAACUAAAAUUAUUUCCUAAAAAUGAGUCUAAACAUUA
Onthophagus taurus is the source of this 1295-nucleotide messenger RNA. RefSeq names its product WD repeat domain 74 lethal (2) k09848. Gene Ontology annotation, biological process: ribosomal large subunit biogenesis. Lineage: Eukaryota; Metazoa; Arthropoda; Insecta; Coleoptera; Scarabaeidae. Gene Ontology annotation, molecular function: protein binding. The record is from RefSeq and is a predicted model, not a curated record. Gene Ontology annotation, cellular component: nucleolus; preribosome, large subunit precursor.